UGUGAGUGUGUAUCUCCGUACGUGAACGCGGCUCCCGAAGGAGCAGUACCCGGCUCCGUUUGUACCAUCGACUACUGCUCUGAUGUGCACUACUGUCCAUUGAACUCGACCUGUAAAAAUGUCGGCGAUCAGGCUAAGUGCGACUGUAACGCUGGUUUUGUCGAUCUACGCAAGUCGGAUAGACUAUCAGAGGCUGGCCUCGGUGAUGCGAUCUGCAUGCGACACACGGAUGUGAAUGAGUGUCUCCUUGGACUGCAUAAUUGCAGUGCGGCAGCGAUCUGUACAGACCUGAAGUACGGUUACGAAUGCAAGUGUCCUGAUGGCUAUACCGAUGGUAACCCAUCGGAACCAGGCGGGUAUGUGCAGCGUUGCUGUGCGGUCUGUGCAACGGCCACGGUGACUGUAUUCACGACAGUGUCACCAACAACGUCACCUGCGCAUGUGUCGACGGCUAUUCUGGACAGUUCUGCGAGCAUCAAGCCAUAUAAGAGUGCUCGAUGCCGAAUUGGGGGUCCAGUGACCUUUGAAGGAGAACCACCUGAGUACAUAACUUAUACCUUCUUGUUAUCCGUGACAAAGCUCUCGAAUGCGAAUGCUAACCAUACUGCAUCGUCAGCAUUUGACGCACCCCAUCAGCCUCCCCCACCCCACAGAGCUAAAUGCGACUGUAACGCUGGUUUUGUCGAUCUACGCAAGUCGGAUAGACUGUCAGAGGCUGGCCUCGGUGAUGCGAUCUGCAUGCGACACACGGAUGUGAAUGAGUGCCUCCUUGGACUGCAUAAUUGCAGUGCAGCAGCGAUCUGUACAGACCUGAAGUACGGUUACGAAUGCAAGUGUCCUGAUGGCUAUACCGAUGGUAACCCAUCGGAACCAGGCCGGGUAUGUGCAGCGUUGCUGUGCGGUCUGUGCAACGGCCACGGUGACUGUAUUCACGACAGUGUCACCAACAACGUCACCUGCGCAUGUGUCGACGGCUAUUCUGGACAGUUCUGC
This is a messenger RNA of Ostertagia ostertagi, 993 nucleotides long. The record is from the annotation of a GenBank genome assembly. Lineage: Eukaryota; Metazoa; Nematoda; Chromadorea; Rhabditida; Trichostrongylidae.